This is a messenger RNA of Actinia tenebrosa (Australian red waratah sea anemone), 1839 nucleotides long. RefSeq names its product visual pigment-like receptor peropsin. Lineage: Eukaryota; Metazoa; Cnidaria; Anthozoa; Actiniaria; Actiniidae. Gene Ontology annotation, cellular component: membrane. Gene Ontology annotation, molecular function: G protein-coupled receptor activity. The record is from RefSeq and is a predicted model, not a curated record. Gene Ontology annotation, biological process: G protein-coupled receptor signaling pathway.
UAGAUAAUGAUUUAUAUUGAUAGGCACGUAAAAAGGCGAAAACACGGAUUGGCUCCAAAUCACGUACGCUGACAAAGAACAACACCAAGAAUACACACAAAAAACUGGUUCGUAAAGUACGACUGAUAAAAUGGAAAUGCCCCAUAUACUAGGUGUCAUUUAUAUGACUGUUAUUUCGUUUGGCGGGAGCAUAUUCAAUGGAAUGGUAAUCAUUGUCCUGGUCAAAAACAUCUCUACCAUCACGGUUCCCAAUGUAUUCAUCCUCAGUAUUUGUACAAGUGGCUUCCUCGCCUGUUCCAUGGCAAUACCGCUGGCCAUUUGGUCCGUGACGGUGGGAAAAUGGAACGAUGUGAGCUGUCAAACACAUGCCUUUUUUAUCUAUCUGUUCGGGAUGGUGUCGAUGGUGCACAUGGGAGCUAUAGCAAUGGAGAAGUACCUGACAAUCGUCAAGUACACAAAUACUGCUGGACACUUUCUAAGCCUCAAGCAGUCAGUGAUAGUUGUCGUGAUUUUGUGGGUCUACUCAAUCUUUCUUAGUACGCUACCGUUAGUCGGUUGGGCAAGGUACGGACCUGAGGCUGCUAACGUCACCUGUUCCUUGAAAUGGGAUCAAAGAAGCGCUUCUGACUUGGCCUACUUUGUCAUCAUGUUCCUGGGGUGUUUUCUUCUGCCAGUUGGGGUCAUGUCAUUCAGUUACUAUCGCAUAUUCAAAGUCAGGCGAAAGGUUUCCGUAUCGAGGUCCAACUGUAUCUUAAAUCUGUCAGACCACGCCAAGGCGGAACUAAAAAAAGAAAUCAACACGGCAAUUCAACUACUUAUUCUUAUCUUUGGGUAUCUCUUAGCCUGGACGCCGUAUUCCAUUGUCGUGAUAUUAAUCAUCUCUGGUGCGCCACAGACCGCGUCUGUCUGGUUGCUUAUGUCCAGCUUGUUUGCCAAGGCUUCCUUCAUGUAUAAUCCGGUCCUAUAUGCCUUUAUCUCCAGGCAGUUUCGCAGGAAAUUCGUCAGAACAUUCUGCUGUGGCAUAUCGAUUAAUCGAGUCGGUUCAGGAUGAUUUAGUUCGGGAGAGAUCAGAAAACAGAGUAGAAACUGAUUAAACUUGUAGAAAAAAACACAACUGACUAAUGCUAUUCAGAAAACGCAUUAACGACGAUCCACCAAUGCAGCAUUCAGAAGCAAACUUCUCAAGUAAAAAUUAAAAAAUACAAUAUUAUUAUAAGCGCCUGAUCUUCUUCAAAGCUGCGGGGGAAAAACGGACCAGCCUGUUACCAUGGUGAUGAUAACAUCCUGAAUGCAUCGCGGAUGUAUUACCCACAGGUAGCCCAAACGUAAAAGUCUAACGCGUCUAAUCGUCGAGCCACUAGAAAAAGGGAAAAAAAGUACUUUGACUUUGUUUGAAAAAACAGUUAUGCUGUCAACGUAUUGAAAAUUAUAGUUUAUUUGGGAUUGUUAAAUGUUUGCCUGUUACACUGUAUACAUGCAACAUUUUUGAUCACUUUUAACUAAGCGAAUCUUGUGCGUGCUUCAUAGAAGCCUUUCGUUCAUUCGGGAUGUCGACUGACCUCAAAAAUAUUACACCGCUCUUUGCCAACCAAAAUAACGGUAGCUGCAGUACUGUAGCGGCUUGAGUAAAUCACUACACCGGAAAGCCAGCCCAUUUGGUGAAGCUAUAAAGCAGUUAUAGUUUAAAUAUAGCUAUUUCAAAAAAGUGUUGCAUUGAAUGUUGGAUCUACUGAUACUGAAAAACAGUUGAAGUGAUUAAACUAAAGCUACGUCCACACUAUGCCGGAUGAAUUUGAAUCCCAAUUUUUAUUUAUUCGUUUAGGCCUACCGUCCACACUA